AUGUCGAUCAUAUUAUAUGAAAGAAAAUUGCAGGAAGCUUUCUUCGGUAUGCGACCUGUUGAAGGACGAAAUUUAGUGGAAGCAGUUGUGGAUGAACCAACUUUACCGCAUGAAUUCGAUAAGACAACCCUCGGGCAAGAGAAACAAACUGGAGUGUUUGAAUUAACCGAGGCUGAUUCUGAGGCUCUACGCGAAGGUGAAAGUUUGUUGGGCGAUAUAACCGAGAAUGAGAUAUUCGGUAAUAUGGAAGAGAUAGAUUUUGAUAAUUUCGAUAUUAACGAAUUGUUGAUGGAAGGGGACGAGGAGGAAGACGAUGACACAUUGGAUACGGCAACUAAUGGUUAA
Molecule: messenger RNA, 345 nt
Organism: Anisakis simplex (herring worm)
Lineage: Eukaryota; Metazoa; Nematoda; Chromadorea; Rhabditida; Anisakidae
Source: the annotation of a GenBank genome assembly